AUAUCACUUCAAAAUUGAAAAAAAAACAUCAAUUUAAAAUCAAUUGGCAAAGUUCUCGGAGGUAUAAAAGAGAGGUAACCAGUGAAAUGCAAGCUUUUCGAUAAAGCCGUGAGUGUCUCUUGCGGCGUUCUUGAUCAUUUAUUCUCAUCGAGAUUACAAUCGUCGCGCACGCAUCUGUUUGAAAAAAUUACAUGUUCGACGUCUCCGAUUUGUAAUCAGUACGGAGCCGAAGAGAAAAUUUACAAAAAUACGGUGAUAUUGAAUUAAAAAAAGGCACAAAAAAAAAUAGAAUCAAAACAAGAUUAUUUGGAACAGGAAAAUUUUGCGGUAUUGGAGGGUGGGUAAGUUAAAGAAAGGUUAAAUGAGUUUGCAAGGUACAAGGCGAGACUGACGGAGGUUUAUCGUCGGAGAAGUAUAUUUUUUUUAUCCAUUGACAACCGAAACGAGUGUUGCGGCGAUUUUUUUGUCGAUUUUCGUAAAUAUAUGUAAUUUUUGGAGCAUUAUCGAAAUGUCGGAACAAUUUGUCGGUUGCACGGUGUCGGUUAAAUGCGUUGAUGAUAUGGGAAUUUAUCAAGGCCAAAUUCUAAAUUUUAAUCGGCAAACCAUGACCUUAGCCAAACCUUUUAGGAAUGGUGUUCCACAUCCGAUGCCUCAAGUCGUUAUAAAUGCAAAAGACAUUGUGAAUUUGCAAAUAAUUGCGACGGAAGAGGCUGCUACACCAGUUAAAGAAUCUCAGGCUCGGAGCAAAGUAUCAGUGAAACGUCCCAUUGCCAAAAGAGCCGGUAGGUCGGUGUCAGAAUCUAUGCCGCCUGGGCCUCAAACUGUUGCGGGUCAGGUCCAAAUUAAUCCUAGAAAGAUUGUUGAACCUGUGGCGGUCAAAACAGAGCCAUCUUCGAAUGGCAAAAAUGGCACAGAUGUCAAUGUUAAGCCCAAUCAAAAAAGAGUUUCGCAGAGGCAGCGAUGGCAGGAGAGAGAUGAACAGGCUUUUGGAACACCUAUUGAUCAGUCGCUCAAUCAGGAUUUUGAUUUCGAGACCAACUUAGCAUUGUUCAACAAGGAGGCAAUUUGGCAAGAAAUAAAUUCUCUCAAGCAAGAUGUUGUGGGACAAUCAGAGAACAACCGAGGCAAAUAUCGCCAUGAUGAAAACAUCAUAGAAUCUGAACCAACGGCUUAUCGCCAAAUAGUUGUUCCUUGUGCUAAUGAACAGGAAUAUGUGACUGACGAUGGUUUAGUUAUACCAAGCAUAACGCUCGACCUACAUCGUCAGUUGAUUGGCGCUGCUGAUCGAUUAGGAAUCAGUUGGGAGAGGAGGGUAGAACUUUUGGGUCGAGCGGGAGCGGAAAUAAUACUUCAACUUCUGGGUGGAGCGCACCGAUUGAGUCCAAAAAAUGCGCACCAGUGGCCAACGGUCGUGGCGCUUUGCGGGCCUCAUCGUUCGGGUGCGGCAGGUGUUAAUUGUGCGCGUCAACUAUCGAGUCAUGGAGUAAAGACGGUGGUCUAUGUGGAGAAUUCGGAAAAUGUUUCGCUCCUGCAGGAAUUGUCAUUGUACAAAUUGACCGGUAACAGAGUCGAGACGAAGGUAGACAAAUUAUCAUCAGCUGUUGAUCUGAUACUCGUGGCCCUGUCAGAGGAGCAUUCACCUAGGACAACUACUGCAGUUGCAAAAUGGGUCAACAGCAAUCGAGCGCCUGUCCUUGCGAUCGAGCCGCCAGCGGCUGGAACACCUGGUAUUUCGAGUAAAUUUAGUCUCCUCGGCGCUUUGCCACUUUCUCACAGCCCUGACAACGGUCGUCUUUAUCUCUGCAACCUUGCGCUUCCUGACCAAGUAUUUUCCGAAGUUGGUAUCACAUACAAAUCGCCUUUUGGACCGAAAUUCGUAAUUCCUCUCCACUUGAAUAAUUCUUAGCGAAUUAGGGGGGGCCGGGAGAAAGCUCCGUGAAUGAUUUAUCGAGAGCACCUCGAAUGCACUUGCUUCGGCUGUAUUUUUCAAAGAAUACGAAAAUUCAAAGUCCAGUCGAUGGUUAAAAAGCAACGACAAACAAAAAACCACAAGAUAAGAGAAAAUCAAUGAAGUAACUCGCGCGAUGUGACCAUUCGUACUCCUGCUGAUCCUCGACGUGUACAACCGUUAAAUACACUGACGAAUACAAAUAAAUAUCUAUAUGUAAUCCUACUAUUUGUCCGAGGUAACACGGAGAUAUCACGAUUUUUAAACUAGCAACACUUAAGGUAAUCUUAGGUUUAUCGGUCGAUAUCGAUAUACGAACAUUUAAUGGAGUUAGAACGAUAAGCCAUAGGUCGCGAAACUGAUGAACAUCCUUCAAAAAUCUCAGUCACUUUGUUCAUUAUCUUACGAGACAACUUCUCGCUUGUCUAAAGAAAAAAAAAAAAAAAACAAUGAAAUUUUCGUGAAAUUCCGAAAACUUCAUGACUGAAAUUCUGAUGGAAUAACUUCGUACAUUUUUCGAUCAAAUCGAAACGUUAUACUUUCGCAUCAAGCAUCACAGCGUAGGAUAUCCCGAUUGAUCACGGAGAUUCACCGAGAGACUGGGUUUUUUUUUCGAGGAAUUUACGGCGAAUACUUAUUAUACUCCCUGAAAGUUGAAUGAAACAAUUUUUUUGUUUUGUCAUUUUUUCCUCCUAUUUUUACAAUUAAAUAUACUCAACGAUCCAAGAGAGUGAUAUUUGCGGAUUAAGUUGCGAUGGAUUUUCUACGUUAGAAGGCUCUAAAUAUUUUACACAAAAACUACGAAAUAUUUGUUAUUAUAGAUGUGUCUAGUUCAUGAGAAACACAGGGAAGAGACGAAAGUGAUUAUGUAGUACCGAUUGCUCCAAUUGAAAAAGCGAGUACAAAUGCCAAAUUGCAUUUUAAUGAAAGUGUCGUUGCCCCGCAGAGAGCGAUUAAACGUCGAAUUUAUUUGUAAUGUGAUUAUUGCAUUAUUUAUUUGUAUAAAAAGAGAAAAGAAAAAACAGAAACAUUGUAUUUGUAAAUUUUGGUAAUUCACUGGCCGUACGCGAAAUCAUGUAAUUAUAGUUGACUUAUUCAUUUUUCAUCGCUCCCCCAGAAUACAGGAUACUCUUGUAUAAUCGUUAUAUAUAAAUUUUUCAUUGGAUUUUAAAGUUUCAUUUGUAAUUCUUCUAUAUCUUGUAAAGGGGUUCAAUGCUAUGUUGACUGAUGAUCUAUAAUAAACGUAGUUAAUUACCAGUC
Messenger RNA from Venturia canescens, 3208 nucleotides. It is a transcript of the gene Edc3, whose product is annotated as Enhancer of mRNA-decapping protein 3. The transcript has 5 exons. Gene Ontology annotation, molecular function: mRNA binding. The record is from RefSeq and is a predicted model, not a curated record. Gene Ontology annotation, biological process: deadenylation-independent decapping of nuclear-transcribed mRNA; P-body assembly. The coding region runs from base 509 to 1906 and encodes 465 amino acids. Lineage: Eukaryota; Metazoa; Arthropoda; Insecta; Hymenoptera; Ichneumonidae. Gene Ontology annotation, cellular component: P-body.